Molecule: messenger RNA, 1017 nt
Organism: Gamsiella multidivaricata
Lineage: Eukaryota; Fungi; Mortierellomycota; Mortierellomycetes; Mortierellales; Mortierellaceae
Product: HsLim15
Exons: 8
Coding region: 1-1017 (338 amino acids)
Biological process (GO): reciprocal meiotic recombination; chromosome organization involved in meiotic cell cycle; DNA recombinase assembly
Cellular component (GO): nucleus; condensed nuclear chromosome
Molecular function (GO): single-stranded DNA binding; ATP hydrolysis activity; DNA strand exchange activity
Source: RefSeq, a predicted model, not a curated record
AUGCUCAAACAUUUUUACCAUGGUAUUAAACUCAAAAUAGAGAUUGAUGAGCUCCAGAACCAUGGGAUCAAUGCUGCCGAUAUCACCAAGCUGAAGCAAGCUGGAAUCUGCACUGUCCGGUCGGUGCAAAUGAUGACCAAGAAGAGUCUCUGCCGGAUCAAAGGUUUCUCUGAGGCAAGUUUAGCGGUCAAAGUCGACAAACUCAAGGAAGCAGCAGCAAAGCUCCAGAGCGCAUCCUUCAUUACGGGAUUGGAAUACAGUGUCCUGCGCAAGAAGGUCAUUGUGAUUUCCACCGGAGCCAAGCAACUAGACGAACUACUCGGAGGCAAGCUGCUAGGAGGCAUUCAGACGAUGGCAAUCACAGAGGCCUUCGGCGAGUUCAGAACUGGCAAGACACAGAUCGCCCAUACUCUCUGCGUAAUGGCUCAGCUCCCUGCUGCCAUGGGCGGUGGCAAUGGCAAGGCUGCAUAUAUUGAUACUGAGGGUACCUUCCGCCACGGGAGAAUUAAGGCCAUUGCCGAUCGAUUCGGCAUCGAUGCUGAGGCCGCACUCGAGAAUAUUCUGGUUGCACGUGCAUACAACUCUGAGCAUCAGAUGGAUCUCAUUACUGAAGUCGCUGCGCGGUUCGCUGAAGAAAAGGGCAUCUUUCGCUUGCUGGUCAUUGACAGCAUCAUAGCCCUGUUUCGCACUGACUUUUGUGGCCGCGGCGAGCUGUCAGAGCGUCAGCAAAAACUGAACCAGAUGCUCAGUCGCUUGACCAAGAUUGCGGAAGAGUUUAAUGUAGCUAUCUAUCUCACGAAUCAAGUUCAGUCGGAUCCCGGGGCUACUAUGACUUUUGUCGCAGACCCAAAGAAGCCUGUCGGCGGCCACAUUAUGGCACACGCCUCCACGACCAGACUGUACCUUCGUAAAGGACGAGGCGAAGAACGCAUUGCCAAAGUGUACGAUAGCCCUGAUGUCCCUGAAGCUGAGGCCCCAUAUGUGAUCUCGGCAGGUGGAAUCGUGGAUGCCACUUGA